Molecule: messenger RNA, 1290 nt
Organism: Schistocerca cancellata (South American locust)
Lineage: Eukaryota; Metazoa; Arthropoda; Insecta; Orthoptera; Acrididae
Product: homeobox protein bagpipe-like
Exons: 4
Coding region: 1-741 (246 amino acids)
Biological process (GO): cell differentiation; regulation of transcription by RNA polymerase II
Cellular component (GO): nucleus
Molecular function (GO): RNA polymerase II cis-regulatory region sequence-specific DNA binding; DNA-binding transcription factor activity, RNA polymerase II-specific
Source: RefSeq, a predicted model, not a curated record
AUGGAGCAGCUGGCGCGGCGCGCGGGCGUGACCUCCGUCACGCCGUUCUCCAUUGCCGACAUCCUGAUGAGCCGGCAACGCGGCCAGGCGCGUGCGCAGGAGCACGCCCUCGACAUGACGCGCAAGCCGGCCGCCGCCACCGCCGCCUCCCAGGAGAGCGCACUGACUUCGAACCACCAGCACCAGCCGCAGCACCAGCACCAGCAGCAGCAGCGCAAGAAGAGGUCCAGGGCGGCCUUCUCGCAUGCGCAGGUGUACGAGCUGGAGCGCCGAUUCAACCAGCAGCGUUACCUUUCCGGCCCAGAACGAGCUGACCUGGCGCACGCGCUCAAGCUGACCGAGACGCAGGUGAAGAUCUGGUUCCAGAACCGGCGCUACAAGACGAAGCGCAAACAGCUGCAGCUGCAGGAGCAGCACCACCACCAACAGCAGCAGCAGCACCAGCAGCUGCAGGCCACCUCCGUGUCCUCCGCAGCCGCAGCUGCAGCCGCCGCAGCAGCGGCUGCCAAGAGAGUAGCGGUGAAAGUGCUGGUGAGGGACGACCAGCCCGUGAGCCCGGCGGCCGCCGCCGCCGCUGCAGCCGGCAAAGCCCUCUCGCUGUACCCCCCUCCACCGCCGCAGCUGCCGCCGCUGCCCUUCCCCUACUACUACUACCACCCAUUGUUGUGUCAGCCAGCACCAAGCGUCGUGCCGGCUCACCCCAGCUUGUCGCCGCCCAGUGGUGCCUCUAGUCCGCGUUGACUUAAGCUGGCCAUUGGAGUUUCCAGCUCGUGCUGACCCGUUGGUCACCCAGUGAAGCCACAGACUCAGACUGAUUCACCCAUUGGACAAUUCGCUGCCCAGUGGAGCCUCUUGCUGGCUCUGACUAAUCCAUUUGACAAUUCGCAAUCCUGCAAAACCCCCAGACUACUCUAAAGACUCGUUCUACAAAUCGCCACCUGGUCGAGCCACCAGACAGUGCAUACACACACAACUGAUACACCUCUGUUGAAUGGAACCUCAAAGCUCCAGUGGCUUGCCAGUUGGACCGUUCGUUGUUAAGUGGAACCACAAGCUCAUGGUGACUCACCAGUGGACAAAAUUAUCUAGCAGUGGAGUCCCCUAACUGCAUCUAUUUAGCUGUUAGAUGGUUCACUUCCCAGUGGAGUUUGUUUUGACACCUUCCAGACAAAUCAGCACCCCUCGCCCUCUCGACCACUGGACAGAUGGUUAAGAGGGGCACUCGUGCAAUUGUAGCCACAACCAAAGAUUUUGUGAAGCAGAUGUAUAGUGUGCACCUCUACAAACAAU